AUAUUCAUACGUUGGUGUCCUGUAUCCAUCUGUGUUUGUGUGUGUAAACGUCAAAUUUCCAGGAAUUCGCUGCCGCCAGUCCCUCGACUUGGAAACCGCUCAAUACAGGUGUAUAUUAAUUUGGAGCCCUGGAGAAAAUAAUUGACAUGCUUGAAGCCAUACAGUUUACAGGAGUCGGUUGUGCAACAGUGUAAAAGUGUUUUGAUAAGUUAUCUCACAAAUUAUCCUCGUUAUCGUCACGAUUUUAACAUAAUAUUAUUCGCUCUUCGCAGAACUCUGUAACUACGCAUAUUGAAUAAGAUCGACACUGCAGGAAAUUGCUAAACUAUAAAACGGAGAUAUUAAGGAAUCACCAUGUCCCUCUGGGCUAGAGCUCAGCAGCUCCCCCAAGAAAGUCUGCAGCAGGUAAGGGCCAUCUAUGGAGAUCACUUCCCGAUUGAAGUCCGUCACUGUCUCGCGACAUGGAUUGAAAGCAGGAUAUGGACUUCGGAACCGGAGGAGCAGCAGAGGUUUUUCGUGGAGGAACUGGUGCAAGAGAUCCAGACCAACGCGGACCUCAUGCUGUCCCCGGAGAUGUUCGUCACCAAGAUGAAGCUGAUAGAAGCCGCCAAGAACUUCCAUGUGCAGUACAGCCACGAGCCGCAUAAGCUAUACGCAUACCUCCGGCGUUGCUUGGCGCUUGAAAUGGAAGUGAUACAGAAUGCGAUGGGAACGCCGUACGUCGCUCAACCACAUACCGAGAGAAAGUACAGUGAGCUCAUAACCGGCCUGCAGAACGUGCGCCAGAAGGUGAACAUGGCAAGUGAAGAGAUCCGUAGCCUCCAAGCGAAUAUUGAAUCUUUCUCCUUGCAGUAUCACGAGUGCUUGAAGAAUAAAGGCCAUAUAAACUAUUUGCAACAGUCGGGACCUAUCACCGCUGAACGCAGAGAGCUGGAGGCCUGUCUCCGAGUGCAGAUUGAAGAGAUGGAGAGAAAACUUAACGCUCUGGUGGCCCAAAUCAACCAGUCCCAGAUGGAGCUGGUGGAUCGAAUGAAGGACAACAUCGCCAAUCUUCGACAACUUCAAAGCCAGGUCUUGGAUGAGGAGCUGAUCAAAUGGAAACGGGAACAGCAGUUGAGUGGCAACGGUGUGCCCAUGCAAUCUAACCUGAACACCAUCCAGGAGUGGUGCGAGAUGCUGGCCGACCUCAUCUGGACCAGUCGGCAGCAAGUCAACAAUGUGGCGCGCAUCAACAGCAAGACUAUAGUCGAACUGAGGCAACCUCAUCUUGUUGAGAUGUUGGACGAUAUGAGCAAACAGGUGACGAGUCUGCUGUCCACGUUGGUGACCUCCACCUUCGUUAUAGAGAAGCAACCGCCUCAGGUGAUGAAGACCAACACCCGCUUCACGGCUACAGUGCGGCUGCUUGUCGGUGGUCAGCUGAACGUUCACAUGACUCCGCCUAGAGUUACGGUGGUGAUAAUCUCCGAGCAACAAGCGCAAUUGCUGUUGAAGAACGAGACGCAAACUGGACGCGGCAAGCAGCCGGUGGAGUGCGGGGACAUCCUCAACAACAGCGGCUGCAUGGAGUACCAGCCCACCAGCAGGCAGCUCAGCGUCAGCUUCAGAAACAUGCAGUUGAGAAAAAUCAAGAGAGCCGAGAAGAAGGGGACAGAGAGCGUGAUGGACGAGAAGCUGACUCUCCUCUUCCAGUCGGAGUUCAACGUCGGUGGUGGAGAACUGGUGUUCCAGGUGUGGACGCUGUCGCUGCCAGUGGUGGUGAUCGUGCACGGCAACCAGGAGCCGCAUGGCUGGGCCACCGUCACCUGGGACAACGCCUUCAGUCCUCCAGGACGAGUGCCCUUUGCUGUGCCAGAUAAGGUCACGUGGGGACAGUUAGCUGAGACGUUACGCAUCAAGUUCGGCUCGGCCACUGGCGGCGAUCUGUCCGAAGACAACCUGAGGUUCCUCGCGGAGAAGAUUUUCAGGACCAGUCUCCCGAUGUCCACGAUGGAACUGAACGCGAUGACAGUCAGCUGGACACAGUUCUGCAAGGACGCCCUGCCGGAGAGGAACUUCACUUUUUGGGAGUGGUUCUACAUGGUGGUGAAGGUCACCAGGGACUACUUGAGGACGCUGUGGUGUGAUCGAUUAAUAAUGGGCUUCAUCCAGAAGAAACAGGCCGAAGAGAUGCUAGCGAAAUGUCCACCCGGUACCUUCCUUCUGCGAUUCUCCGACUCGGAGCUUGGUGGGAUCACCAUCGCCUGGACUGGUGAGGGUAACGAAGUGUUCAGCCUCCAGCCGUUCACGUCGCGAGAUCUGAUGCUGCGCUCCCUGGCCGACAGGAUCCUGGAUCUCGCGCAACUCCAGUUCCUGUACCCCAAUGUGGCCAAGGACGACGUUUUCUCCAAAUACUACACGAAGCCCGAGAACGAGAUGCUGAAGAACGGGUACGUGAAGCCGGUGCUGGUGACGACGCUGCCGCCCUACAUGUCGGCGUCGCCCGCCUACGCGCACGCGCACUCGCCCGACUCGCAGCGCAACACGCCCAGCGUGCAGAGCAGUUACUUCAGCGCUGCAACGCCAGCACAGACCGAGAGCAGCUUCAUGGACAGUGAGCUCUUUGAGCAAAUUAGGGCCUUCGAACCUGAUGGUCUGGAUGACUUCGACUUCUACAGCGCCAACAUGAGCAUGAAGUGAGGUGAGUACUUGAGUUUCCUUUUUUCAUAGAAUAAGGGUGACAAACGAGCACACAGUUCAACUAAUGGUAAGUGGAUGUUGUGGCCCAUAGACAUCUAUAUUUACCCUCGAUUAAGAAUCAAAAUGCACAUGCUUUGUCACCCCUGAGGACUAAGAUCGGAUGCCUUGUCUCCAGUAAAAAGGUUCCGGUUCUCUACACUCACCAUACGAUACACAACAGUAUUAAGUUGCUACUUCACGCUGGUAUUCUGUAAGAGUGUUGUCCUAUCCCGGUCUAGCCGACAGAUUCGUGCUACAGCUAUUUACAGGUAGUUUAGUUGCAACGUGGCUCUGCACAUACAUAGCGUCACGUUUGUAUUACCCGAAGGUUAAAUCUGGGCUUAGAUGGAAAACUGAAAGAAGUUAUUGGUGGCCACCAUAUCGCCAACACAUUCACAAACCCAAUAUCCCAUUAUUCGCCUUAUACGAGAUGACCCCACUACUGGGCACAGGCCUCCUCUCAUUUCUGAGUGGUUUAGGCCAAGGAAAUGUCCGCCGCGAUGCCCCAAUGCGUGGUUGGCGAACUUCACAUGUCUUCGAAAUAUAUUUUUUUCUUAUUUCUCAGACAUGCAGGUCUCCUCACGAUGUUUUCCUUCACCGCUAAACACGUGGUAAAUCAGCACUUAAAAUUGCAAUUAACAAUUUUAUUCAAAAGUCCCAGAUAAAUAUGGGACCUUAUGUGCCCCCGACCUUCUUGGAACUUGAGGUGCUUGUAUAUAUGGGGGAAUAUUAAUAGUGUAGUCUAACAAAAGUCCACUGCUGGACAUAACGAACUCGUAGUCUACCUGAUGGGAAGUGGCUACUGUAGUCCAUGGACACUUACCUGCAGUGAAAUUCAAACAAAGAAGCCUACAGAUGUGUUGUCACCUCUGAGGAAUGAGAUGGAAUACCUAGCCUGUAAUAAUACGACUCUAUACUCUUCAGACGGGAUAAUAGCAAGGCAUAAAUAGGUUAGAGAGUUGUACAAACGAGCACGCAGUCCUCCUGAUGGUACGUGAAUUCUCAGGCCCAUAGACAUCAACAUCCAUCCUAGAUCAAUACUCAAAAUGCGCUGUCACCCCUGAGGACUACUAAGGAUGGAAUGGAAACAAAACAAAGUAUAAUAAUAAUCAUCAUCAUUAUCAUAAUCAUCAUCAAUAUCAUCAUCGAUUAUGAAUCAAAAUGCAGAUGCGUUGUCACCCGUGAGUAUUAAGACGGAAAGCCUCGUUUCCAGCAAAAAGGAUCUCUGAUUCUCUACACUCACCAUCCGAAACACAGCAGCAUUGAGCUGGUAUUCUGUGAGAGCGUGAUCCUUCCCCAGUUGAGCCGACCUAUUCGUACAACUACAAAUAUAACAUUGCUCCAGCAUGGUUUUACCGCGUAUAAAGCUACUUCCUGCUCUGAACCCUAUAAAAAUGGGAAGAGGCCUGUGUCAUAGUGUGACGUAUGUUAUGCUGAUGCUAUGUGUUUGAAUGAAUGUAACUUGUGUUAAACAGACAUUCUAGCCAUAGUAGUCUGUUUCAUUCCAUCCAUAGUAGUCUGUUUACACAGUGAAAUGUGCUAUCACCUAGUGAGGCAUAUAAUUUUAGAAAUUAGUCGAUUUUUUAAUUUACGGAUGACGUUUACGAUUAAUUUGAAAAUAUUUCUUCCUUAGGUAUCGUCUGCGUCAUUUAUUUUGCAGUUUUAAGUCAUCUAUCACUAAUAAAAAAACUAGAUAAUGUCCUCACCGAAUGAGCGCCCGCUCGAACAUUUGGGUGCGCUUUUAAUUUGUAAUUAGCAUUGUGAAUACAACUUUAGGCAAUGAGUUUAAAGUUGAAUUUACAUUAAUGUAUUUUUAUUUCAACUAGACUUACGUCAAAACAAUUGUAGACGGUUUUUAGAGAACUUUAGCAUGGGAUUGUGUAUCUAGUUUUUUUUUUAUUAGUGAUCGAUGUUUUAGGUCGAUAAAAAUAUCAUACAGGUGCUUCGAGUCAAUUGUAAAGGAGCUAACAUAACAUUGAUAUUUAUGUCGGCAAGUUCAUUACCGUGCCAUAGAUUAUAUUAUUAUAUAUUGUGUUAUGUGAAGCAUUCUAAAUUAAUCUUUAUUAACUGUGAAGCGUGAAAGAAAAGUGAACCAUCCCAGUGUAGUAAAUAUACAAUAGAAUUCGGUUGUGCUAUAUCAAAACCCUGUACAGGCUGUUUAAAAAAGUUUAUUUUAUUAUAUUUUAUUUAUGUAGAUAAUAAAUAAUAAUAGAAAAUCAUUAGCGGUUGAAAUGUGACAUUUCCAUGUGUUGUAAAUUUUAACAUAACCUCAAAACUUCUAGUUUUAUUUUAGUAUUGCUUAUAGAAUAAGGGUGAUAAACGAGCGCACAGUCCACCUGUGGUCCCCAAAAUGCCGAUGCGUUGCCAGACUAAGGCGGAAUGCCUCGUUUCCAGUAAAAAGGGUAUCCGCUUCUCUACACUUAUCAUACGAAACACAGCAGCAUUAAGUUACUAUUUUACGCUGGUAUUCUAUGAGAGCGUCGUCCUCUCUCCGUUUGUCCAUGUUUUAAAUCCCAAUUUGUGUUGUAAUAAGUGAUAAAAUUAAAAAUUUUGUACAGCCGACUUCAAAAUAUAUAAAAUGAGAACAUCAUCAAUGUAAUCGAAGUAUAUUUAAAACGAAUUAUUAAGGAUAACUCAAAACCUACUGGUCAGAUCUUGAUCAAAUUUAUAUGGGGCCAUAUGAAUAAAAAAAUAAUCGUCAAAAUCGGUUCAACUAGAAAAAAGUUCUGAGGUAACACACAUUAAAAAAUACAAUCGAAUUUAGAACCUCCUCCUUUUUUGAAGUCUGUUGAAUACCUAAUAAUGGAGUUUUAACGAAUUCGUCAUCUAGAAUUUGAUUAUUUAUUCAUCGUAGUAGUUUAUAACAGGAUUUCAAAAUAACAAAAUCUUUAUGGGAGAUUUAAAUUUUUUUCGCGUUCUUAAACGGAAUUUUUUACUUUACGGAAUUACUGGGUUUUGAUAUAGUGCAGCCGAUUUGCAAUAAUGAUGUUACCAAAAGUCCCUUCGACAGAUAGCGCCAAAAUUUGACAGAUAAUAUAGACUACUAAAAAUAACCUAAAGACGCCGUUUUAAAGUGUCAUUUCUUUGUAUUUUACUUUCUACUUAACUCUGGUUAUAUAUAUUUUAAUACAUUCAUGAGAUGGUCCGCCUUUCACUUCACACUAUAUAAUGUCAAGCACUGUUUAAAAAUAUUAAAUGUUGGAUUUAAUGUAAAUUUUAUAUUUGUGUAAAAUAUACAACUUAUUAAUAUGUAUGUUAAAUUGUCAAAUCGCAAUUUUGCACUUAUGCGUUCUUAAAGAAUAAUAUGAAUAUACAACCGAUGUUUUUAUUAAAGUAUGAAAUAAGAAAAUAUCAAGGUUUUACCAAAAAAAAAAAUUAAAUACUCGAGCGCAUAUAUAUACGGAGGAGAGGCUUAGUGACAUUGGUUUUGGCGCCUUUUUGUUUUUUUUUUUUAAUUUGACAGGCACACCAGAGUACCAAGUAAUACAGUGCAAUUGUAGAUAAGUUAAAUAUAUUUUCGAUAAAUGCAUUAAGAAAGAGAAAACAAUUACCUGUAAAUAAUAAAAUAUCACAGAUGAAAACAUACACCUGAAUUAUUUUAAACAUAAUUAAUUAUGUCGUUCACCAUAGCUGGUGCCAUUGCUUUAGGAAUAACACUGACAAAAAAUGUGCUUAAUGUAAAGUUUUUUAGUACUUUCUAUUAUUAAAGUUUUAUAUAUU
Messenger RNA from Parnassius mnemosyne (clouded apollo), 6438 nucleotides. The record is from the annotation of a GenBank genome assembly. NCBI's taxonomy places the organism in Eukaryota, Metazoa, Arthropoda, Insecta, Lepidoptera, Papilionidae.